Molecule: messenger RNA, 2131 nt
Organism: Dothidotthia symphoricarpi CBS 119687
Lineage: Eukaryota; Fungi; Ascomycota; Dothideomycetes; Pleosporales; Dothidotthiaceae
Product: DNA repair protein-like protein Rad7
Exons: 4
Coding region: 233-2131 (632 amino acids)
Source: RefSeq, a predicted model, not a curated record
UUUGCCACUUCACUUUGUGAGAGUGAAGUAAAGGAGGCGACCAGGCCCGAUCGAGCUAUAAUUGCCACCACGUGAGUGCGCGACUAGCGGGCGUCCUGCGACGCGCCUCCCUUGCUCGACUUUUGGACCCCCGCUGACCUUUAUCUCAACUCUCCACACGAAGUACCAUUCGUACACUCUACACUCUUUUGUACUUGCCAUCGCUGCAACAGACAGACUAAAUAUAGGCAAAAUGGCUGGACGGCGACCGAGAGGAAGUGGUAUUCGUGGACCGCAUUCUGCGCUGACGGAUUUUUUGGCGGCCAACAAUAUCUCCGCUCAGGAGAUUCGUGAUUCGUACCUUCAGCGCGUACAGCGAGCUGAGGCAGAUGCUGCGCCUGCAGACAACGGCGAAGGUCCUUCAAAUACCGCCGGCAAUGACGACAACGAGGAUGAUGAAGAUGCGCCAGCCGAGUCGUCUACAAUGGCGGCGGAACGCUCUCGAAAGCGCAAGCGCAACCAGGACGAAGCUAUUGCGAAGAUAAAGAAGGGCAAGGAAGCGAAGAAGAAGGCUUCGGCGAAAAAGAAGAAGAAGGGCUCCGACGAUGAUUCGGACUUUGGUGACGUGCUGGAUAUGUACAGCAAGGCGAAGAAGUUGCCUGGCCAGCUGGAGAAUUGCGAGGUCUGCGACAAGCGAUUCACGGUCACGCCGUACAGCAAGGCUGGUCCUGACGGUGGGCUGUUAUGUACACCUUGCGGCAAGGAGAUGCUGAAGGAUGCUAAGGCGCAAGACAAGACGAAGAAACCUGCUGUUCGCAAGGGUCGCAGGAAGAUUGAGAGUAAUCGCCUGGACGGAUUGAACCCGCGUGGGACAAAGACUCUACAACAGCUGUGUAUUGAGAAGCUGGCGAAGCAUUCGGAGGAUAUUGACGAGCUGGGCGAGAUGCCCGAGAGCAUCAUGAACCGGAUCAGUGAGAUCUUCUCGAAGAAGAGGGCCAUGAACUCGACUACCAUGAAGCUGUUUCUCCAGCCAGAUAUGGAGCGAGUGGCUGUACAUGAGGCGGCUUAUCUCGAGACAGAAGACUACAACCAAAUCUUUGCCAUCUGCCCCAACAUCAAAACCCUCUCUCUGCGCAACUGCUGCCAGUUCAAAGACGAAAACAUCGACUACAUGAUCGAAAAGGCAAAAUCCAUAGUAGACAUCCAGCUCCUAGGUGCCAAUCUCGUGGCAAACGAGAAAUGGAUCGAGCUCUUCAUCGCGCGCGGCCCAGCCCUCAAAGCCCUGCGCGUAGAAUGGCUAGACGCCGCCUUUGACGACCAAGCCGUCGAAGCACUCACAACCUUCUGCCCGAACCUCGAGCGCCUAAAGAUGGAGCGCUGCAAACGCCUCGGCCCGGAUUCCAUCGACGCCAUCGCCCGCCUGACAAACCUGCGCCACCUCACACUACGCUUCUACACCGAGAUCCCAUCCGCCAAACUGAUCCACAUGAUCGCCUCCGUGGGCCCCAAGCUCCGCACACUGUGUCUAGAGCACUUCCUCGACACCGCAUCGGAGCCUACAGAUGAAGUCCUCGAUGUCAUUCACGACACGUGCCUCUCGCUCAGCAAGUUCCGCUUCACGGAGAACCACGAGUGCACGGAUGCCGGCUUCGUUAAUCUGUUUACAAACUGGCACUGCCCCCCCUUGCGCUACAUAGACGUGAAUUCUACCCGCGACAUGGACAACACCGCCCCCGAAGGGCCCCUCGAUUCCCCCAUCGGCCUCGCCUCCGCCGGCUUCAAGGCCCUAAUGGCGCAUUCAGGCGCGCACCUCGAGUUCCUCGACAUUUCGUCGUGUCGGCACAUCGCUCACGAAGCUUUCACGAGCGUCUUCGACGGCGUGAAUGUGUUCCCGCGCCUCGAGGAGAUCAAUCUGUCGUUUAAUCCUGUGGUUGAUACGCAGGUUGUGGCUGGUGUGUUUCGGAGUUGUCCUGCUAUUCGCAAGGUGGUUACGUUUGGGUGCUUUGGGGUUGAGGAUGUGGUUGUGCCGGGGGGGAUAGUGCUGAUUGGGGCGCCGAAGGCGCAGGAUGUUAUUGAGCAGUUUGGGGAUGUGGGGGUGGAUAUCCAGAGGGGGGGAGGGGGAGGGGGGAGGGUGGUGCCUGUUAUGGGGUGA